Linum tenue is the source of this 201-nucleotide messenger RNA. NCBI's taxonomy places the organism in Eukaryota, Viridiplantae, Streptophyta, Magnoliopsida, Malpighiales, Linaceae. The record is from the annotation of a GenBank genome assembly.
CACAACACACAUCAGAUGUCAAUGUCGACUUUGUCCCCCGCUCCCUUCAACUUUCCUCGCCCCUUCUUCUCCCCUACUACUACUACUACUGCUUCCCCUCUCACAACAAUAACAAGCUCCUCUUCGUACCUAAACUAUAGGGCUAGCUUUCUAGUGGCCGAUCUCUACUGGAUGAGAUCCAAACAGCACUGCUGCUGCCGC